Messenger RNA from Trypanosoma brucei brucei TREU927, 1449 nucleotides. Its product is annotated as variant surface glycoprotein. Bases 1 to 1449 code for a protein of 482 amino acids. NCBI's taxonomy places the organism in Eukaryota, Euglenozoa, Kinetoplastea, Trypanosomatida, Trypanosomatidae. The transcript has a single exon. The record is from RefSeq and is a predicted model, not a curated record.
AUGAACCGACUGUCUAUAACAGCUAUUUUAGUAAUAAAAGCAGUCUUUGUUGGCGCAGACGACGCGAAGGAAGCGGAUCUGACCACAGUCUGCCAUGCAGCCCUUUACUUAGCAGCACUAGAAGAACAGCUGGCGACAGAAGUAGAGGCCGCGAAAACAGAUGUAAUUGACCUGGAUAAGCAACGGCGCCGACUAACUUUGGCGGCAGCUAUAGGCGCCGGUACCGAUGACGGCUGUUUGUUAGCGGCCGCAGCGGCGGCGGCGGCACAACACACCAAAGCAGCAGCCGAAACGAUAAAUACUGCAAUAAAAAACAAAGCGGAGGGACUAAGACACCUAGCUCAAUUCACCAAAACAGCGGAAGCGGCCGUGAAACUUGCAAACACAGAAUUCGAAAUCGGCAACAGCGCCCACAAAAAAGCGAGUGGCACGACAACGGAACACAAGUUAACACCUAAGAUAAAAUCGACAAAUCUAUGCGAAGUCAAAAAGACCCAAAACAAGUGGCAAACAGAAAGCAAAGAAAUCAAGCCGAAGCUUGUAGAGAAAUUUAUCACGGUCGACACAACCAAACUACUGGACAAUAUAAACCCAUCAAUCAUAACAGUCACAUACAAUAGCGGGUGUACCGGCAGCACCAGCUGGACGAGCUGGACCGGCGCAAAGACCAGCUGCGCGAUCGACGAUAUAACCAAUGUCGCCAACGGCCCAACGGCCAAGCCGGCAGAAGCACCCGACGCAACGGCGGGCACGCCUAAAAAAAUCAAGAUAUACAAAGAUAACAAACCUGAGCAAGGGUGCGAGCCGCUGGCCACAAACGGCGGCAAAGAUGAUGACCAGAAAACGAGCCUUUACAAAAUUUGCACAGCACUAACAACCCAAAUAAAAAUUCCAACACCUCUAGACCUCACAGGGGCGGCUCUAUCAGAAAUUCCCAUAGUCAAACAAGUGGCAAAAGGGUGCCUCCGGCAAUACAAAGACAAAACGGAAAUGAAGCCAGCAGAUGAGGAGAACAUGACAACAUUCCUGAAAGACGCUUAUACUGAUUCCACAACCAAAUUUGAAGCAAAGUUCAAAAAACUACUCGCGGAUACAAAAAUGCUAGUCUACAGGGGCGGCAAGGUACAGCCCGUUACAAUCGACACUAUCAUCGACGACACCGAAGAGCACGAUGCAUUAUCCAGACUUCGAACAAUUCGGGCCGCAUCAGCACAAGCAUCGGACAAGAGUGUUAACACGACAAGCCAAAAAGAAUUAGGUAAAGACGCAGGAGAUAAAAAAGACGGGGAUAAAAAAGACGAGGAGUGCAAAGGUAAAUUGGAGACUAAUUGUGACACGACAAAAUGCACUUGGAACAAGGAAGAGAAUGAAUGUAAAGUUAAAAAGGGCGCGGCUGUUAUUUCAGCUGUAAUAAAAGCACCUCUUUUGCCUGCAUUUUUGCUUUUCUAA